GCCUCCAAAAUGAAGGGACCCACCAGCGCUACACUGCUAACUGAACAAGAGAGGUUGACCAGAACUCGCUUCUCCUGCUGCUGUGGUUUUCCCGUACGGCGGCUGUUAUCCCGUAUUUUUCAAACUGAGAGAGCCUGCAUCACAUCCAAAGAGGGGUGUCAUAGCCACGCCAUUGAGAUGGGAUCACUAGGACAACAGUGGUGGGCCAGAUGCCUGGGGAGAAGGUUCUAGGCGAGGCGUGGACGACGACAGCAGUCCAGGGACGGAGCCCGAGGAAGGUGAGACCCCCGCCAGUUUGCCCACGAUGGCCCAGCCUCCACCCCUCAUUGUAAUUGGUUAUCUCAGUAGAACUGCUAAGUAGUUCUGUCUUUUGCUCCCCACACUUCAGGGCAUAGGUGAAACCUUCCAGUCCUUUCCAAGGUCUUGUGGCUCUGUCAUUUUUCCUGGGCGUAGGUCCAGUCCAUCGCUCUCACAAGAUGCCCAAAGGGCUCCCUCCCUGUAAUGGUGAUACAUUGGAUUCUCAUUCUGCACUGUUACAUGAUAAAAGUAACUGCAGGGCCACCCUGAGGCGGUCUGUGGAGGUUUCAGAACAGUCUCUGGAGUUCGUGACUGUGACCUCGAGCAAGCUGACCUCCUUACCCCUCGAUUGCUCAUUCGCGAAGUGGGGAGAACAGUGGCACACGUCCAAGGAUCACGAGGAGUCCUGAAACCACAGGAAGUGCUCUAUAAACGUUGGCUGUGACUCUCAUCAAAAGAUCCCUCUUUCGCCUCUGUCAUUCGGCUAAACAAAAGUGCAUGGUGACCCACGAGCUUGGAAGAAGUGGUGAUGUCAGCAGGUGGUUUCCUUGAAAAUGAAGGAGCACGUCAUUCACACCUGGUUGCACUCAUCCUAAAAAAGAUUGAAACCUCUUCAGGGGAGCCAGCCUCACAGUGUAAGGCCUUUACCUGAAGGUCAGGAAUGAAAAGAUUCCUGCCCAGCUCUUCACAAUCGUAUGUAACCUUCCUGGAAGCCCUCCGCACUGAGGCCACCACGGCUUCUGGAGGAAACUGUUCCCUCACAGUGUCCCCCAAGCAUUAAGGUGAAUUUCUCUUUUAUAAUUUUCAAGCAUUGCUUCUCUGAAGUGAGGGGAGGAAGUGGCAGAGGGAAGGGAGGUUUUCACAGGGGUGUUCAAUGGAUAGAGUUAAGGAAACUGAGUAUCGGGUCAGUCGGUAGUGGUGUUUGCUUAGGAUUGGGUGCUAUUAGGACUCUCCUGGUCGUGGGCAGCAAAAGCCCCAAACUUGGACUUUCUACCACAAAGGGGAUUUUCCAGGAAGCUCUCAGGAUAUCUGGCCUAUUUGCAGGAAGAGGUGUGCCGCCAUCUUGCAGGAAGGGAGUAGCGCCUCAGGUUUGUAGGACGCCAUGCUUCCAGAACUCUCACUGCGCCCUCUGCUUCCUUCCCUUCUCGCACAACAGCUACUCCUGCUGGCUCUUGUAUCUCCUGCUUCUCAAGGCGCUUCCAGCGAUGCCAAGAAACCACUCAUGAGCCCACCUCCAGUUGGCUGCAGGGAGCGGGGCUUGUGUUGGAACUGUGGCAGCUCCCACGGAAGGCCAUGGUUGGAGCAGGAGACGGGACAACAACUAGAAGACAGCAGGUUCUAUUCCCAGAAGGCAGUGGUCCCACAGACAAAAGAACCGUGCAUCCCAGGGUCACCCCUGGGCCAUCUUAAAACAGAAGCGGCCACUGAAGACUGUAAACUCAGCAACGGCAGAAAGAAUGUUCAGCUCGUCUUCGUGCCCCACGGCCUGGCUCACAGAAGGGACAGGAAGAGUUCAAGGACUUCAUCACUGAUUCCUCAUAAAAACGGUCAGGGAAGAAACCCCCACGGUGGAACACAGACAUGGGCCCCAUCGGCCGGCCGUUCCAGCGGCCUGACACCGAUAAGUUCACCGUUCUCGCCAGACCAGCAUCUCUUUCGACCGACUUUGCUGUGGGUCCCCUAUGUAAAAAGUGAAUGAGGUCUUCCUCUGUCUUGUUCUGUGUCCUGAGAGCCUGGCUUUGUGACCAGUGAGAGUAUUCCUGCUGGCAUCCACCAUCUAGAAGGUACAUGUACCACUGUGCAUCUGGUGGCCAGACCAAGAGACUGGGGAUCCGAGACACGAGGUCACAGGCAGUGGUCUCUUUGUCCUUCCAUGCCGGCUCUCAGGGGAGUUUGUUAUUAGGGGUCCCAGCCCAUAGGAGGCCUUUGUCACCCCAACUUUCAUUAUUUUGAAAUAAUGUUAGAAAAGCCCCAUAAGCCCCAUUCCUGGGGCACCUGCCCCAUGUCACAGAUUAGCGGGUCUGUGACUGCAGGCGUCUCAUGUUCCCGUGACAGACCAGAGACACCGUUUUCACUACACUGUUCGCCUGUGACAACAAAGGUCUGUGCUUUCAUAGGGUAACUCCAGGGGACUUUGGAUUGUGGGGGCUCUGUCUUCUGUACUCACUUUGGAGAUGCCACUUGCAUCCAUGACUAAGACUUACUGAUUUAUUCUAAGCCUCGGAAGUUACCUCCAGGUCUUUCCAUUAAAAAGACUUAUUGGAUUGAGCCA
This is a messenger RNA of Prionailurus viverrinus (fishing cat), 2569 nucleotides long. RefSeq lists its product as uncharacterized. The coding region runs from base 1400 to 1996 and encodes 198 amino acids. The transcript is spliced from 6 exons. The record is from RefSeq and is a predicted model, not a curated record. NCBI's taxonomy places the organism in Eukaryota, Metazoa, Chordata, Mammalia, Carnivora, Felidae.